Messenger RNA from Drosophila subpulchrella, 1010 nucleotides. RefSeq lists its product as uncharacterized. NCBI's taxonomy places the organism in Eukaryota, Metazoa, Arthropoda, Insecta, Diptera, Drosophilidae. The coding region runs from base 297 to 1010 and encodes 237 amino acids. The record is from RefSeq and is a predicted model, not a curated record. The transcript is spliced from 4 exons.
UAAACGCAACUCAACUUUAUAUAAACUAAAAUUGAAGUUGGUGUUUAACACACUUUCGUCGGUUUUUGCACGAAAGCGAAAGUUGCGUGUCUUAGUCGACUUUAUUACUUGGUGUUUACAAAUCACAAUACUGAAAAACAGAGAAAAGGCAGAAGAUAAAGCAGAUCACUGUAAAAAAUACCUACCGAACUUUUAAAAACAACCGAAAGACAAAAGCCUGUGAAAUCACCGACUACAAAGCGGGUCAAUAGCAACCUUCGUGUCAUUUACGUUUCUUGACUGAUCGUCGUGCCAAGAUGCCAGCAGCCAGUUCACAUCCACGGCUGUUCUUCUACUUACUAUGCGCUGCCUCACUCUUGGCCGUCUCGAAAUCGGACACCGUGCCACUUGAACCACCAUCAGAAGACUUGGCUUACGACGCCGCCUUACAGCUUGGCUUACUAAACUAUCGUCUUAAUCUACUAAGCCACGAGGAAGAAUCUAGGCAACUUAGUUUGCCAAACAUAACCCUAGGUAACCUCGUCAAUCGCAUACCCUGUAGCUGUGAUACUGGACUAUGCAAAUGUUGUGCUGGCUUUCUUUCCGUAAUUGGCAUGAACAGUUGCACAGAAGUUGCGUAUCGACCUGAUGAAUUUUCCUUUGAGUUGCGCAUGCGCGUCAACAACAAUAUUUGGUUCCGUCAAAAGGUCUCCGGGCAGAAUCCUCCUCCAUUCUGCUUCCGGCCGCCACGCUUUAACUUUGCUAAGGCUUGCAUUCAGUUUCAUGACAUUUGGUUUGUCGGACGCAACAUGCACGUCUGCAUGUACAUGUCAGGCGAAUUCCAGGGCUUUGAGUUGUUCGAAAGAAACUUUGAUUGUCUCUUGUUUGGUGAUCACGGAGUUAAGAUUGUUCCCCCCGAGCAAGGCUAUCCGGUGAGACCGAACGAUGUUGACAUUGAUGAUGGAGACGACGAGAUCGAGGACUACGAUGAGAAUGUAGUCCGCAGCUUAGCAGAAAAGAUGGUCGGCUAA